CUUCCGACGUUAAGCAGAUGGCGCCAGCAGUAAAUGGAAUAUAUGCAAAGUCAAAUCACAAGCAAUUAAGAACGAUUUGUAUGGAACAGUGCAUCAACACGUACGAAUACCAGAAGAUCCUUUGUAAUGAAAACGAAGCACAAUUUCGCUCUAUCAAUCCAGACAAUCCCAUCUUUUUGGAAAAAGUAUGGUCCUUAUUACCAGCUAGACAAUUCAUGAAGAAAUGUGGAUGGUUUUUUGUCGAAAAUAGAAUGUUCUUCAAUGAUGAUGAUGCACUUAUUGACAUAAUCGAAAUCCUUCUUGAAUAUCGCAGUGUACAACCUAAAAAAUCUGAAUGGGUUGAAGAGACAAAGAUUGUUACUAAAAGUGAUGAAAAGCUAAGAGAUGAACAACUUAGAAGAAAGGCAGCUGCUGAGCGAGAGAAAGAAUUGGCUGAAUUCCGAAAAGAAAAAGAAUACAAAGAAGAUUUGGCUAAAAAGAUCCAUGCUGAUAUCGAAGCUGAUAAUAAGAGAAGAAGAGAACUUCAUAAAAAUCGAUGGUCUUCUGGAUGUCGUUGAAAAUGCCAAUUGAAGUCUAAAAUUUGUACUGCUAUUUGAUUAACUUUUUGUAUACUGUUUUAUAUGUUUUUUAGAAUCUCUUAUGAAUAAACAUUUUUUUUUUUAA
Molecule: messenger RNA, 663 nt
Organism: Argiope bruennichi
Lineage: Eukaryota; Metazoa; Arthropoda; Arachnida; Araneae; Araneidae
Exons: 8
Coding region: 18-557 (179 amino acids)
Source: RefSeq, a predicted model, not a curated record